Messenger RNA from Gryllus bimaculatus (two-spotted cricket), 5203 nucleotides. The record is from the annotation of a GenBank genome assembly. Lineage: Eukaryota; Metazoa; Arthropoda; Insecta; Orthoptera; Gryllidae.
GAUGACGAUUGUUUGAUCGCGAAUGUGCAACGCCCCCACAAUUCGUCACGGAACCAAUCCCAAAACUGAUAAGGGUGGUCAGGGUGGUUCAAGAAAUGCACCGAAUAAACCAGGAGUAAAACGACCGCAGAUCAGUAGUAGAACUAGAGCAUAUGGUGUCCUUAGGACGUUUGUAGGAUUUCCGGCUUGUUGAGAUAUGAAAUAACCCACAAACAUGGAGGACCUUCUUUUGCUUAUUGUGAAAGAAGCUUCCAGUACCAAGUUGUCAGCUCUCAAAAAGUCAGCCCAGGAGGCUUAUGAUUUUUUGGAGGCACAACAAGGAUUGCUUAGGGACCCUGCACACGAGUUGCGAGCAAAAUGCCUUCAUACUCUACAAUUGGCUGUCGAAACAAAGAGGAGCAAGUUUGUAGCCUAUGGUUUGCAGGGAUUACAUAAACUUCUGCGAGAUGAUCGAUUUCAAUCUAAUUUUGAGCCUGAAGAUGAUUCUCUAUGGCUUCCAUCUCAGUUGCUACAUGCCAUGAGUUCAAUUCUCACUCAAUCUGAUGACACACAAGUGGAUAUGUUGAAGGUUCUUUUGAAUGUGGCUUGCAACUACUGGCCUAUGAAUGGUCGUAUUAUCAUACAGAUUCUUACGCUAUGCAGUGAAGCUCAUGAAACAGGAAAUCAAGCUGUAAGAACUGCUGCUGAAGCUGCCACAUGGAAACAGGAUGAAGAGGAAGAAUCGCAGGAACUCGAUCGUAGCCUGAAAAGAGGUGGAGAUGGUGAUGUUGGAUCUGGUGUAUCUUGUUUCAAUGAAGUUAUUCCUAUUUUGCAAUUUAUCUGUAGCAAGAUGGAUGAAGCACAAGCAGGCGGCCGUUGUGGAAGUAGCAUGGUGUUUCUUCUCGAGUGUCUUCACACAUUGGUGUCCUGCUUGCCACAGCAGAUCCAUAACAACAAGCACUUCACAACCUUCCUCUGGCAGAAAUUUUGUCCUGCUCUUAUUGCCUUCCUUGGCUCGCCCAGAGUAGACAAAAACAUUGUGUCACGUGACAAGAUCGCUUCCACAGAGGGAGCUGAAGUAGGUCGGGGCUCAGGGUGCCUGGCCACUGCUCCUAGUUUCAACAGUUCUGAAGCAAAAACUGUGUACAGUAUAGGCACUCAACUCGUGCGACUUGUUGGUUGUGUUGGAUCCCUGCGGCCAGUUUUGGAAUCGGUCUUCCAUCGAAUGCUCUUGUAUCCUCCACCCCAGCAUCGACUGGAAGCUUUGAAGUCAUUACGCGAGUUGCUACGAAGUCCAAGUCGGAUUGUGGAUUUUGCCGGUCCCAUUCUCGUAGAAGAUGAUAAAGGUUCUCAACAGAGUGACAUGGCACUCAUGAGGCUCGUAAUGGAUUCUAUUGAAGAAUGUAGCCGUAGCAGUGAUUCAGCUGUGUGCAAUGCUAGUGUAUCAUGCAUUGUAGCAAUGUUGGGAUCUUUAGAGGAACUGUGUACGGGAAAGGGUAUAACACACACUUACAUGGACCGCAUUAAUGCUAUGUACACAGAACUUGAGCAGUGUGAUUAUAAAGGACCAUUAACAUACCAAUCUAUGCUUCGACUUCCUAAGCCAUACAGGGAUCGAAUUGAACAUGAACGGAAGUUACUUGUGAGUCGUUCAGAUCCAAAUGGUAUUGUCGAUUCUGGCAAGAAAUCUGGUGGAGGUGGUGAUGAUAGUGACAGCAGUGGAAUUGAACAAGGAGAUGAUCCUGUACCGAGGCCACCUUCACAGAGUGGUAGCACUACAUCCGGAGACACUGAGGGUCCGGAGGAAGGUUUCAACAACGACCAUGUAGAGAUGGAUGAGCUUGUUGCUGAAGUAGAACGUGAGAGAGAACAGCAGGAACUUCUUCGUUUGGAGAAGUUACCUCGUACAUUGCAUCAAGACCAUCUUACUAUCCAUCAGAUUGGAGAAGAAUACAUAGAUGUUGAAAGACAUAAUGCUCGCCACUUUGUGCAAUCUCUACAUGGUCUUGUGUCACGUUUGCUUUCCCUUCGAAGUUCGAUUGAAGUAGAUGGCGCUUUGCAAGAUUUUUCAUCUAAAUAUUGUCACGGUCUUUUUGCAGGCCAACAUCUUGCUCAUGAUGAUGUUGGUUCAACUCACAAUUUGGCUCUUAUCACAAUAAUGAAUGCAGAUGGCAUAUACCUCGCCACAUACUCAGCUCUUCUCCUUAAUUUGAAACUUAUUAAGCAAGGUUACUAUGUUCAAGAUAAUAAACCUAUACCCAUGACUGAGGGAGAGUUUGUGGAAGGGGUGCAUGGGAGUGGUGUGUUGGUGUACCUGACUGACACUUGGUUAUCUGAGUUGUAUCAGCAAGUGCUUGCCUCCAGUAUACUGGAAAAAUGUGGCUACCAACCCAAUUCAGGCAAUAACUAUGCUCUCGUUAACCUCCUUACAGAUUUGGAUGGUCUAAACAGCAACCAGCAAGGUGGGCAGCUGUUAUCCGAUUGCCAGCGUCUGGAACGUGCAGCUGCCCCCAGCGAACCCAGUGCGGAAGUUGAAGCCAGCAUCAAACUUUCUCGGCGUGUGCUCAGUUGCUGUUGGGACAGCAUGUUGAGAGUACUCUCUGUCCCCUUGUCAGACCAUCCUGCGCAGCUGGGAGUGACUUCAAGCCUUGCCCUGCUUCUGGGAUCAGAGGGUGCACGGGAAGAACAUCGUCGUGCUCGAGAUAGUGUCAUAGCCAGUCUAGAAGGGCUCCAAAGUCGUUGUGGCAGCAUCUUCUCCCUGCUGGCUGCAGCAUCCUGCCCAAGUGCGGUUGAUGCAGGGCGAAGCACAACGGGUGGAAAUGCAAAUGCAGGAAAUGGUGGAGGUAUGAGUGCUGGGGUGAGGAGAAGACUACGGCGCCCGCGAGAUGUCCUCAAACUUCUGCAGCGCCCUGAGAAACUCCACACAUCUCAUGCUCUAAGUAUGGACGUCUUGUUAGGCCGAGGUUUGGAGCUUGGUUCACACUCCGCUGAUUGCUGGCCUCAUGUUUUCCGAUGUUGCUCAUACAUCAGCCAAUUGGAACAUGGAUUUUUUGCUCAGAAUAAGCCAGCUCUUGCAUCAAAGUUGAGUUCAUCUUGGCAUUCCAACUCUGGACAAAACACAAGCAGUUCGCAGAGUACCACUGAUCGUCUUAACCUCAGUUUCAAUAUUCCUGAUGAUGAUGAAACUUGUAUUGAUGUUUUCCUUUCAACGCCAGCUCCAACCGUGGCUACAACAGGAUCUAUUACUGAACUAAUUCAUGAAAGCAACGCAGACAUUGCAUCAAAUGGUGUGCUUAGUUACCAGUAUGCUGCACGUGUAGUCUGUGCCCUGUCGCAGUUGGUUGACAGGCUUUUUGAAGAUGCUGCUCUGAAGCUGAACCUGCGUGCCCUGAGUAGCUUUUUGACGGCUCUGUGUGAGGCAUCUCAAGCUCAGCUGUUCGCGCAGCACGCAACCUCUGGAGGGCGUGAUGCAGGGGGUGCAGGAAAGUUGUGGUGGAGAAAGGCAGAUCCAGGUCCGCCUGCUGCUGCCCACAGCCAGCUUUUGCUCAAUCGCGUCGGCGAGGUCAUGCUCAAAUGUGUACGCAGUGGUCGUCCACUUAUUCACAUCAUGCGAGUGUGGUCAAUUGUGGGGCCACAUCUUAUGGAGGCUGCUUGCCAUAAAGAGCGAAGUAUUUCAAAGAAGGCAGUUGCCUGCAUCCAUGACACUGUAAAUGCUCUUCUCAAUGAACAAACUGAACUUCCCCAUUUUCAUUUUAAUGAAGCAUUAUUUAAGCCCUUUGAAAACCUUUUGUGUUUGGAGUUGUGUGAUGUGGAUGUGCAGGAUCAAAUUGUGAGCUGCAUCUGUGAGUUUGUGGAAGCAAAUCGCACAGAAAUUCGAUCUGGUUGGAGGCCGUUAUUUGGGUCUCUGAGGGUGAUAAAAUUGUCAUCAAGUCAACAACCUGAUGAAAAUGGACAGAGCCAGUUAAGGUCUUUGCUUGAUGUGUUCGAAGUCUUCCUUGAUACUGACAACCCCUUGGUGUUCUCAAAUGCUGCUGUGGACUGCAUUCUCUGCUUGCUCAAACACGUCAGAGGUCCCAGUGAAUUAGAAGAAUCCUCUGGAUCAACUAGUUGCUUAGAUUUGGAUACAAAUCCUUCUCUUGAGCUUUGCCUUGCUGCUCUGAAGUUUCUACAGAAGUGUGCUGUCAUAUUGGCUUCCAUGUAUAACAUGCCUGCGUGCCCAAUUUUCCAUGCUGUUCAGAGGAUACAGCUGAAUACUGCACCUCAGGUCGUUGAUCCUGUGAUUCCUAACAUUGAGGUGACUUACUUUGAUCCGGACAUGGCGAGUUCUAACCAUUGCAUGUCCUAUAAAAUAUUGUCAACAACAAGCUGUGAAGUAGCCACUUUAGACAGUCUGGACAAGCCGAGCGGGGUACUGCGAGUGUGGUUCGUCUUGUUAGAAGGCUUGGCUAGUGCUACCACAACUUGUCCUCGCCGGUUUCAACCACAUGCUUUGGAUACCUUAUUCCAACUACUUAGAGAACUAUUGCAUACUCCAGGACCUGCCUUUGGACUGUAUUGUGUGAACCACCUGCUGCUGCCAAUGGUACAAAAUUGGCUGAGAAAAACGGGACGCAUUUAUAGAGGUUGGGACAACUUUGCUCCCAACUUCAAACAGUGCUGUGGUCUUGCCACUGAUCUUGUAGUGGAAUAUAUUACUCAUCUUCAAGGUGGGCCAAAUGCCCCUGAGUUACCUGCAGCCACCCUGAUGUUGAAGCAGUUGCUUUUGGUAAUGGUGGAGUGUGUUGUUCAACCAACAGAGAGCAUUGCACGUCUUGGAUGUGCUUGCAUUAGGCACGCGGUGCUGACGGCGGGCCCGUACCUGACGGAGGAGCAGUGGCGCGUGGCGGCGGCGGCGCUGCACCGCGCGUCGUCGGUGGCGCUGCACUCGCUGCAGCAGCUGUCGGCCGCCUUCCGGCCCGGCUCGCACUCCUUCUACGGCGACGUGGGCCAGGUGAAGGUGGCGGCGCGCAGGGACUGCACGGCGCGGGAAAGCGCGCGCCUCCAGCAUCUCGCGCAGCAGGUGUUCCUGCUGGAGGGCCAGCGCGACCCGAGCCCUCGGCCGGAAGCGGCGGCGAGCGCCGUGGGCGGCUCCCCGCCCCCGCCGUCCUCCUACGCCUCGGGCCCCGCGGUGGCGUCCGGCGGCGGCGGCGUAGGCGGCGGGGCGGGCGGCGGGUGCCCCGCAGAG